AUGGUGCAGCCAGCCAGCUGCAUGCCUGGCCUCGAGGAGUGGAUUCAUUACGGUCAAUACCAAGAGCCCUUGAAGAAAAAGAAGAAGGAAGUGUUUGACCCCAAAGAGAGGCCGUCUGAUUCUAGUAAUCUCUCCGGCGGCGAAAAUUUGCAGUCACUCAUCAUUCUCAUAGUCCUUCAACAAACUAUCCAUGGUAAAUGGCUGUGA
Molecule: messenger RNA, 207 nt
Organism: Ilex paraguariensis (yerba mate)
Lineage: Eukaryota; Viridiplantae; Streptophyta; Magnoliopsida; Aquifoliales; Aquifoliaceae
Source: the annotation of a GenBank genome assembly